AUGUUGUACCUGAGCACGCUAAAGAAGCUGAUGGAGCCACAAGGAGGGUACAAGAACGGUUCCUUGCAACCGUCGCUUUACCCCCUAACCGGCUUCGUCCCAGGCAAGUCCACCCAGCCGCUUGGCCAAAUUGAGCUCCUCACGACCUUCGAAGAUGCCACUAAUCACCGGACCGAGCUCGUGCGCUUCGACGUGGUGGACCUGGAGGCCUCCUUCAACGCCAUCCUUGGCAGAAUGAACUUGAACCGCCUCUGCACUGCCGUCCACCACAACUUCCUAUGCAUGAAGAUCCCGGGUCCAAAAGGCGUAAUCACGGUCUGUGGUGAGCAAUCCUCUGAUAGGAAGACGCUAUAUCGCCACGAGACUAAGUGCGCCGAGAAGGGAGAAGCAUCAAAAAGUGUCCACGUGCUCUCAGGCACAGGGGAGUCCAAGACCGAUCACCCGGAGCGCUACCUCCCUAAGCCCCUUCCUGAGGCAGAGCUUAAGGAGACGCAUCUCCGGCAAUGA
Messenger RNA from Brachypodium distachyon (stiff brome), 507 nucleotides. RefSeq lists its product as uncharacterized. The record is from RefSeq and is a predicted model, not a curated record. The coding region runs from base 1 to 507 and encodes 168 amino acids. NCBI's taxonomy places the organism in Eukaryota, Viridiplantae, Streptophyta, Magnoliopsida, Poales, Poaceae. The transcript has a single exon.